Messenger RNA from Momordica charantia (bitter melon), 4235 nucleotides. Its product is annotated as tornado 1. NCBI's taxonomy places the organism in Eukaryota, Viridiplantae, Streptophyta, Magnoliopsida, Cucurbitales, Cucurbitaceae. The record is from RefSeq and is a predicted model, not a curated record.
AUGGCUUCUGACCAGAGCCAUGGCGAUCUCGAUCGGGCAUUGAACGCUCUUGGACCCGACAGCCCCGGCCCUCAGAGCCUGUCCUUCCACCUUUCUCAGUCUGCUUCCUGCUGCCGUGUCGAAACCGAAGACUCCAUGAAAAUUGACCUCUCCAGAGAUGACAUUCCAUACUUGUCUUGCUUUCUCACAGCCUUGAGCUGCCACAGCUCCCUCAGAAGCUUGGAAUUCAAUCUUGUCGAUUGGGAACUCGAGCAAUUGCGAGAGCUUUGUGAGUUGCUUGAUGGUAAUUUGAGUGUUAGGCAAGUUGUGUUUCGACGAAACAGAUUGAGUAAAGAAUGCUUGGUGGAGUUGUGUCGUGUUUUGAGGACGAACAAAGGGAUGAAGGAGGUUAUGUUUUCAGAAUGCGGAAUUGGGUCAGUUGGGGUUGGUUUGAUUGCCUCUGGUUUGAAGGAGAAUGGUUCGUUGGAGGAGUUACAGAUUUGGGAGGACUCGAUCGGGUUGAAAGGAGCGGAAGAACUCUCGAAGAUGGUCGAAGAAAACUCAACUCUGAAGUUGUUGUCCAUUUUUGACUCAAAUUCAAUCACUAUAACCCCAUUGAUAUCUGCAGUUUUGGCCAUGAAUAGGAAUAUGGAAGUGCACAUUUGGAGUGGAGAAAAUGGAGGAAAAAGUUCAAAGGUGGUUGAGUUUGUGCCUGGUAAUAGCACACUCAGAAUCUAUAGGCUCGACAUAAAUGGCGCUUGCAGGGUUGCCUGUGCGCUCGGGUUAAACUCAACGGUUAAGACGCUGGACAUGACUGGAAUCCGGUUGAAAUCUCGGUGGGCAAAGGAGUUCCGACGGGCGUUGGAGCAAAACCAAUGCCUGAAGGAGGUGAAGUUGUCAAAAACUCACUUAAGAGAUGAGGCAAUUCUGCAUGUAGCAGCUGGACUUUUCAAGAACAAGCACUUGCAGAGUUUGUUUCUUGAUGGAAACUUGUUUACGGGCAUCGGAGUCGAGCAUUUACUCUGCCCUUUAAGCCGGUUCUCGGCCCUGCAACUUCAAGCAAACAUAACUCUCAAAUAUGUAACAUUUGGAGGUCGGAAAAAUAAGAUAGGAAGAGAUGGGCUUGCAGCCAUUUUACGGAUGCUAACGACAAACGAAACUCUAACUCAUCUCGGGAUAUACGAUGAUCAUACCUUGAGACCCAACGACGUAGUAAGAAUCUUCAGAAGUUUAGAAAAGAACGCCUCCUUGAGACACCUAUCGUUACGCGGAUCCAAAGGUGUAGAUGGAGACAUGGUGUUGCAGACAAUAAUGGAGAUGCUCGAGGUGAACCCCUGGAUCGAAGACAUCGACCUCUCAGGAACUCCUCUUCAAACUUCCGGGAAAGCCGAUAGAGUUUACCAAAGAUUAGGACAGAACGGGAACACCGAUCUCGAGCCCCAGGCAGAUUCAUUGGACAUGACCUUGACAGAGCCAAAAAGUUGUAGGAUUUUCUUCUGUGGGCAAGAAUAUGCAGGUAAAACUACUUUGAGUAACUCCAUAUUACAGAACUUUUGUUCUUCAAAACUUCCCUUCACAGACCAAGUCAGAUCUUUAGUGGCUCCAGUUGAACAGGCAGUAAGAACAGUUGGAAUGAAGAUAAAAACUUUCAAAGAUGAAGACAUAAAAUUAUCAAUUUGGAAUCUAGCUGGUCAGCAUGAAUUCUGUUCUCUCCAAGAUCUCAUGUUUCCAGGGCCAGGAAGUGCAUCAGUUUUUGUGAUCAUCAGCAGUUUAUUCAGGAAACCAGGUAACAAAGAACUGAAACAUCCGACAGAGAUAGAAGAAGAUGUCCAGUAUUGGCUAAGGUUCAUAGUCUCCAACUCGAAAAAAGCAGCACAACAAUGCGUGCUUCCAAAUGUAACUUUGGUUCUCACACAUCAUGACAAACUCAUUCAACCUUCACAUGACUUGCAGCAAACUUUGACUUCGAUUCAGGGAUUGAGAGACAAAUUCCAAGGUUUUGUCGACAUCUACCCGACAGUAUUUACGGUCGAUGCACGCUCGUCAGCAUCAGUAAAUAAACUCUUGCAUCACCUUCAGAGAACGAGUCGGACUAUCCUCCAAAGAGUUCCGCGAGUUUACCAGCUAUGUAAUGAACUGAUACAAAUUUUGACAGACUGGAGAUCAGAAAACUACAACAAGCCAGCAAUGAGAUGGAAAGAGUUUCAAGAUCUAUGUCAACUUCAGAUUCCACAGCUACGAAUCCGCUCGAGGCGUGGCAGUAAAGAUAAGAUCGAAACGAGGAGGAAGGCUAUUGCUAGAUGCUUACAUGACCAAGGAGAGGUGAUUUACUUUGAAGAAUUAGGAUUUAUAAUAUUAGAUUGUGAUUGGUUCUGUGGAGAAGUUCUUGGCCAACUAAUCAGAUUAGAAUUUAAAAGCCAAUCAACCAACAAUAGUGGAUUUAUCAGUAGGAAAGAACUGGAAAAAGUUUUAAGAGGUAAGUUACAGAGCCAGAUCCCGGCCAUGAGUUCGAAGGUAUUCGAAAACUUACAAGCUAGCGACGUAGUGGGAAUGAUGCUCAAACUGGAACUUUGUUACGAACAAGACCAAUCCGACCAGAAUUCCCCAUUGUUAAUCCCCUCAGUUCUCGAAGAGGGUAGAGGAAAGCCGCAGAGAUGGCCAUUAAGUAUGCCCGACUGCAUCUACGCAGGGAGACACCUAGAGUGUGAUGAUUCGAGCCAUAUGUUUCUAACUCCUGGCUUUUUUCCGCGACUACAGGUGCAUCUGCAUAACAAAAUCAUGGGACUAAGGAACCAAUAUGUAGCAACUUAUAGUUUGGAGAAAUACCUGAUCACAAUAAACAUCAAUGGCAUUUAUGUCAGGGUAGAGCUUGGAGGCCAAAUGGGGUACUAUAUCGAUGUCUUGGCGUGCUCCACAAAGAGCUUGACGGAGACUCUUCGAUUUAUCCAGCAGCUUAUAAUCCCUGCAAUUCACGACCUCUGCCAUGGCAUCAUCUUGACCGAAAGCAUUAUCAGGCCUGAAUGCGUGAGAAAUUUGAUACCACCGAGACACAGGAAAAUCCAACAUGUCUCCAUCCAACAACUGAAACUAGCAUUGCUUUCCGUUCCUGCUGAGGGGAUGUAUGAAUAUCAGCACACAUGGUGCCCCGUGUCAGAUGGAGGUAGAGAAAUUCUUGCAGUUGGCUUUGAUUUUGCUCGAGACCUCUUAUCCGAUGAUGAUUUCCGGGAAGUUUUGCAUAGGAGGUAUCAUGACCUUUACAACCUUGCCGUUGAACUGCAAGUCCCACAUGAAAACAACUUAGAAGUAGUAGAUCAGUCGCUAUCCAAUGACGAAACGGACAAAGUCGAAGCAACCUUUGGUGGAAUUGCAAAAGGAGUCGAAGCUGUUUUGCAGAGAUUAAAGAUCAUUGAACAAGAAAUCAGAGACUUAAAGCAGGAGAUAAAAGGUCUAAGAUAUUAUGAGCAUAGACUCCUACUUGAGCUUCAUCGCAAAGUGAACUACCUAGUGAAUUACAACGUCGAAAUCGAAGAAAGGAGAGUACCCAACAUGUUCUAUUUUGUUAGAACAGAAAACUACUCAAGAAGAUUGAUUACCAACCUGAUUUCCGGAAUGAAUGCUCUCCGACUACACAUGUUAUGCGAGUUCCGAAGGGAAAUGCAUGUGGUUGAAGAUCAGAUAGGCUGUGAAGUAAUGCAGAUUGACAAUAUGGCAGUCAGGUCUUUAGCUCCAUACAUGACAAAGUUCAUGAAACUGGUAACAUUCUCUCUCAGAAUAGGAGCCCAGGUAGCAAUAGGAAUGGGGCACAUGAUCCCAGAUUUGAGUCGGGAGGUUGCGCAUCUAGCCGAUUCGUCUCUUUUUUACGGGGCAGCAGCUGCAGGAGCGGUUGGGGCUGCAGCUAUGGGACGCAGGGGAAGAAGCAGAGCUGGGGACAUUCACCAAGAUCUUAGAACAGCACAGCAAUGGGUUAUGGAUUACUUGAGAGAACAAAGAUGUUCAACCGGAAAAGACAUUGCCGAGAAGUUCGGGCUGUGGAGGGUGAGAUACCGGGAUGAUGGUCACAUUGCAUGGAUCUGCAGAAGGCACAUGAGCCUCAGAGCACAUGAAAUUAUUGAAGUUCCCAUUUGAAAUGCCCAACAUAAUUCAUAAUAUGCAAACUAACAUCAAAAUUUACAACAAUAAAAUUUUCUCCCAAGCUUAGAUCUUCUACUGAAAUUAUUUCUUGUGGAAAUUCUAUAGUCCAUUGUUUUGAAUUUCUA